CGUCAAAACUGAUCAAUCAACUCAAUUCAUUCAUCAACCACAGCUUCUAUUUAAGCUAGCCAUGGCUUCUAAAGAAAAUUUCUGCCAAGAUUAUCUGCUGCUGAAUCCAAAAGAAGCGGGAUUUUGGGAUCUGCUUCGCAUCUUCUAUUCAUCGGAAUUAGAGAAGAGGGAUUUCUUCGAUACCCCGAUAGCUGACAGGUUAGGAGGCUUCCCCGACCGAUGGCUCGUGUUUGUCUCUGUUGUUGGUCAGAAGAUCCUCCUCAAGGGGAAAAAACCCAUGGCCAACAUUGGAUAUUACAUAGAGCAGUGGCUGAAUUAUCCAACCGCCAAUGGUGGCUUUGGCCGCCUCAUCUUGAAUUUUCUUUCAGGAAAGGUGGUGAGGCCAGAUAGGCUGUCUGCAACUUUCACGUCGGCCAUAGGAAAUCUGGACAAACGAUGGGACUUAGACAGCAGAAUUGGAGCAAAUGACGAGAGGUAUGGUGCAGCCUUAUCUGUAAUGGCCGCAAAAUUGUCCUACGAGAAUGAAGCCUUUAUAACUACUGUAUUCAGAGAUCGAUGGCAGAUGGAAUUCUUGGGCUACUUCAACUUUUGGAACGACUACGAGCAAUUUUACACAACACAGGCCAUCAUGUUCCAAGACAAGAAAGUUGAUCCGGAUCUCAUUGUGGUUGCAUUUCGAGGGACGAGUCCAUUUGAUGCAGAUGAUUGGCUCACGGAUUUGGACCUUUCUUGGUAUGAUCUUGAAGAUGUAGGCAAGCUUCAUGCUGGAUUCAUGAAAGCCUUAGGCCUGCAAAAGGAAAAGGGUUGGCCUAAGCAAAUUGAUCAAGGCUCUGGCACUAAAGAAUAUGCUUAUUAUGCAAUAAGGGAAAAGCUGAGAAAAUCACUGAGUGAAAAUAGGAAAGCAAAGUUCAUGGUCACUGGGCACAGCUUAGGAGCUGCAUUGGCAAUCUUAUUUCCAGCUAUACUAAGUUUGCAUGAAGAGGAAUGGCUGUUGGAUAGAAUGGAAGGAGUUUACAGUUUUGGGCAGCCUAGAGUUGGGGAUGAGAAAUUUGGGAAUUUCAUGAAGGAGAAGCUUAGGUUGUAUGAUGUGAAAUAUUGUAGGUAUGUUUAUAACAAUGAUAUCGUUCCAAGAUUGCCAUAUGAUGACAAAACCCUAUUGUUUAAGCACUUUGGGCCUUGUCUAUACUUCAACAGCUCGUACAAAGGGCAGAUUCUGGAGGAGGAACCAAACAAGAACUACUUUUCGCUGCUAUGGGUUUUACCAAAGUUUAUGAGCGCAGUCUAUGAGUUGAUAAGGAGUUUCAUUAUCCCUUUCACCAGAGGAAAUGAGUUUAGAGAAGGGUGGUUUGAGAUAUUUUUCCGGGCUGUAGGUUUGAUAAUUCCUGGAUUAUCAAACCAUGGUCCUCAAGAUUAUGUCAAUCUAACCCGAUUGGGGACUUUAUCUUCCUUAGCCUAUUCUCCUCCUCUACCAGAUUCAAAAAAAGACUGAUGCUGCCAAAAAAUAUUCUAGAUUAUGUAUCAAAUUUGCCCCCAGACAAAAAUAAUCUUUUGUUGUAUCAUUAGAUUUCAGUCAAUAGUCUCCCUUAGCUUUGCUGCAAGACACAAGAGGAGAUUCAAUUUCGACCCUCUGUAUUCACACAAACCAAUGUCAUUGGUCGAUUG
Molecule: messenger RNA, 1662 nt
Organism: Coffea eugenioides
Lineage: Eukaryota; Viridiplantae; Streptophyta; Magnoliopsida; Gentianales; Rubiaceae
Exons: 5
Coding region: 62-1489 (475 amino acids)
Biological process (GO): lipid metabolic process
Molecular function (GO): triacylglycerol lipase activity
Source: RefSeq, a predicted model, not a curated record